Rangifer tarandus platyrhynchus (Svalbard reindeer) is the source of this 1269-nucleotide messenger RNA. The record is from the annotation of a GenBank genome assembly. NCBI's taxonomy places the organism in Eukaryota, Metazoa, Chordata, Mammalia, Artiodactyla, Cervidae.
AUGGGCUUUUCAAGUUCAGUAUGUGUCCUUUUCUUCUUUCUUGGAGUCAAAGUAUAUUGCCAAUAUGAAAGUUAUCAAUGGGAUGAAGAUUAUGACCAAGAACCAGAUGAAGUCUACCAAACUGAAUUCCAAUUUCAACAAAAUAUAAACUAUGAAGCUUCAUUUCAUCAGCAUACUUUAGGUUGCGCCAGUGAAUGCUUCUGUCCACCUAACUUUCCAUCAUCAAUGUAUUGUGAUAAUCGCAAAUUAAAGACUAUCCCAAAUAUUCCAGCACACAUUCAGCAAGUCUAUCUUCAGUUCAAUGAAAUUGAGGCUGUGACUGCUGAUUCAUUUAUCAAUGCCACUCAUCUUAAAGAAAUCAACCUCAGCCACAAUAAAAUUAAAUCUCAAAAGAUUGAUCAUGGUGUCUUUGCUAAAUUGUCAAAUCUACUACAGCUUCACCUACAGCAUAACAAUUUAGAAGACUUUCCAUUUCCUCUUCCUAAGUCUUUGGAAAGGAUUUUUCUAGGUUACAAUGAAAUCUCCAGACUGCAGACAAAUGCUGUGAAUGGGCUUGUAAACCUGACCAUGCUUGAUCUCUGUUUUAAUCAAAUUGAUGAUUCUAUGUUACAAGCAAAAGUACUUGCCAAAAUGGAAAAAUUGAUGCAGCUCAACCUGUGUAAUAACAGAUUAGAAUCAAUGCCUCCUGGUUUGCCUUCUUCACUUAUGUAUCUGUCUUUAGAAAACAAUUCAAUAUCUUCUAUACCAGAAAAUUACUUCAACGAACUUCCGAAACUUCACGCUCUAAGAAUAUCACACAACAAACUACAAGACAUUCCACAUAAUAUUUUUAAUCUUUCCAACCUUAUAGAGCUCAAUGUUGGACACAACAAACUGAAGCAAGCAUUCUAUAUUCCAAGGAAUUUAGAACACCUAUACCUAGAAAAUAAUGAAAUUGAAAAUAUCAAUGUCACAGUGAUGUGUCCAUCAGUUGAUCCACUACAUUACCACCAUUUAACAUACAUUCGCGUAGAUCAAAAUAAGCUGAAAGCGCCAAUAAGCUCAUACAUUUUCCUCUGCUUCCCUCAUAUACACACUAUUUAUUAUGGUGAACAACAAAGCACUAAUGGUCAAAUGAUACAACUGAAGACCCAAGUUUUCAGGAGAUUUCCAGAUGAUGGUGAUAGUGAAGAUCAUGAUGAUCAUCAUGAAGGCCCAGAAGAAGAAGGAACAGAAGAAAACAUUGAUGCUAACUAUUAUGGAAGUCAAGAAUGGCAAGGAACUAUAUAG